Molecule: messenger RNA, 3103 nt
Organism: Empidonax traillii (willow flycatcher)
Lineage: Eukaryota; Metazoa; Chordata; Aves; Passeriformes; Tyrannidae
Gene: SLC25A43
Product: solute carrier family 25 member 43
Exons: 6
Coding region: 28-1053 (341 amino acids)
Biological process (GO): transmembrane transport
Source: RefSeq, a predicted model, not a curated record
CUCCGCUGCGGCGGGGCCCGCGCGGCCAUGGCCACCCUGCGGCGGGACGGCCGGGUGACCGCGCUGCAGCGGCUGGGCUGCGCGGGGCUGGCGGGCGCGCUCAGCCUCAGCCUGACGGCGCCGCUGGAGCUGCUGACGGUGCUGGCGCAGGUGGGCACCUGGCACUGCCGGCGGGGGCUGCGCGAAGCCGGGCGCUGCCUGUGCCGCACCGAGGGCCUGCGGGCCCUCUGGAAGGGGAACCUCACCGCCUGCCUGCGCCUCUGCCCCUACAGCGCGCUCCAGAUCGCCGCCUCCCGCCGAUUUGUUAUACUUUUCACGGAUGAGCUGGGUCAUAUCUCCCACUGGAGAGCCAUCAUGGCAGGAAGUCUGGCUGGCAUGGUUGCAACCAUCAUGACAUACCCCACUGACGUGAUUAAAACGCGGCUCAUUGUGCAGAACCGACUGGAACCAUCUUAUGAGGGAAUUCUUCAUGCUUUUUACAAAAUUUAUCAUCAAGAAGGACUCCACGCUCUCUACCGUGGUGUUUCACCGGCUAUAUUAGGUGCUGUCCCAUUUUCUGCAGGCUCAUUCUUUGUUUACAUCAGUCUGGACAAAAUCUGGCAAGAGCCCGUAGUUCGGUUCACUCCUCUCCAGAACUUCAUAAAUGGCUGUGUAGCAGCUGGUGUGGCACAGACACUUUCUUUCCCCUUUGAGACUGUCAAGAGGAAGAUGCAGGCCCAGAGUCCGUGGCUUCCCCACUAUGGAGGAGUUGAUGUCCAUUUUACUGGCAUGGCUGACUGUUUCCGGCAAACUGUGAAGCACAAAGGUGUGCUUGGACUUUGGAGUGGACUCACACCCAGUCUGCUCAAGAUUGUCCCAUACUUUGGUGUUAUGUUUAGCACCUUUGAAUUCUGCAAGCGGGUCUGUCUGUACAGAAAUGGUUAUAUUGAAUCUCCCUUAAAUUACAAGCUGACUCCUGGCGUGGACCAGAGCUUACGGCCACAAGAACUGAGAGAAUUAAAGCGCCUCCGAAGGGAAAAUUUUGAGCCAAGGAAAUCGGCUCUUGAAAACUGACAUCAGAGUGUCCACUGCAGAUACACAAACUACCUUUCUUAAGGAACUUUGCAAGAAAGACAUACUGAGCUGCAGGUACCGGCUUUUCGGCGGAUUGCAUGAUUUUAGUACUGAGACACCUGUGACAGGAAAGAAUAAACCUUGUAUUUCAUUUGCUGACUGGAUAUAAACAAUAUAAAUAGCAGCCGCAUACUGAAGAGGAGACUUGCAACCCCUUUGAAAACUCUUUACUCGUGGAACUUGAAAUGGCAUUAUUUUAGGUGUUUUUUAAUGCCGAGUAGCCACUUGAGAUUAAAGCACUUGCAGAAAGGCAAGAGAACAGAGAUGAGAUUAUAAAUUGUAUCUUCAAAGCCAUUAAGAAAAAAUUCAAAUGGUUUUUCUUAAGCAAUCUGAGAUGCCAAGUCAGCCAAAAAUGAUAAAACAGACUAGAAUCCAUGCAACAUGCAAGAAUUUCUGCUGAAGUCUCCAGGUUUUUUAGUGAUGCUAUGUGGACAUGGCAUUCUGCCAAGCCAGAAUUAGUCUCAGUUCAGUUACACUCCCAAAUCCACGCCUCAGUUUCUGAGACUUACUCAAGAAUAAUAAUUGUGUGUGAAACUCCAGAACAAAGAUGAAAAUAUGCUGCUACAACUGUGCUUUUGCUAAGGGAGAACUGUAAUGUGCAAAAUGGACUGCAAUAUACUGGAACGACAAUCUUGCAAACUUAAGUGCAUACUAGGAGAUCUUCUUCCCUUUCUCGUGUGUUGUUACUGCACCUAUGUGAAUUAUUUCAGUUUGAAAAAUAGUUUUCCUGAAGUUCUCUAACUGAAAUAUUUCCUGAAAAAUGCAGUUCUUAGGUGUGUUAGGUAUUUCAGAGCCACGAGCCUUGUCGUGUUGUUUCGGUAUUCUUAAAGCUCUAUUUUUAUAUUAGAUCACCUUUUAGUUCUGUUGCACAGACCUAGGCCUGCUGUGCUGCCUGGAACGUACCAGCAGAAUAGCACCAUGCACACCACCUGAGAUUGCUCCACUUUAACUGCUGUGAUCCAGGAGCUGCAGACAGAUCCUGUAUGUAGGAACCUUUCUGCCGGACCACAAGGUUACUGCCAGUGCCAGUGCAGCUGAUGGGCCUCUGACCAACCUUGGACAAUAAAAGAUCAUCUUGGUGUUAUACCUGAGGACCUGUGAUAUUGCUCCAUUUCCUUUGUAGAAGUUCAGCUAUGGAACAGCCCCAUCCCAGUGUCUUCUGAUAGAAAACCCAAACCCUGUGUCCCCGUGGGAAGGUGGCUGUGCCCCCUGCAGCGUGUCUCAGAGGCUCAGGCUGUGGCAGGGUGGGAAUCACGGCAUCUUGGGAAAGGGUGCCCACACCAGCUCUGCUCCAGCCUGAGCUGCAGCAGCCUGGGUUCAGUACAGGGUUUGCUGCUGCUCUGCACAGCUCCCUGUGUGCAUUUUUGCACUGUUUAUAAUGCCUGAUGGGUGGAAAUAAGUAAAUCUCAGAAACUGCUUGGUUAGGACAGGUCACAGUGGGAUAAAGCACUGGCAGAUCGAUACAUGAAUAGUCUGUGACCGUGGAGAGAAACUUGCAAAAAGAUUUGGGAUAACUGUAGGGCCUACCCUGCACCUAACACUCAUUGCUGAUGUAUCCUACAGCUGAGGAUGGUAGAGAGGAGAUCUGGUGGCUUGUGCAUCACACUGAGGCUGUAAGUGCUUUGGCUCUAAUCAACCUGCCUAGUGAACAUGUUUCUCUGUGCCUCAGUUUCCCUAUCAGCACAGUGCAGGUAAUAAUGCUGGGACCUAUUGGAGAUGUAUGAAUAAGAUGUGACUUAUAAGUGUGUUGGGAAGGAAUGGAUUUCUUACCUUGUCCCAACAUACCUGUAUGUUUUUACUGAUACUGUAUUUCUGAAUAGAUUUAAAGAUUGAACGAUGGGUGCAUAUGAAUAUCUGAUCAGCUCUUCAAACCUCAUAAGAGUCAAGUGAGUCAAAAAGGUACCUCUAACUUGUUUCUGAUGUGCUAAUACCACCUUUCUAUUGUAAUGCACUCCUACGACCUAUAAAUCACUUACUAACCUUUUAUCAA